CAAGCAGACUAUGACGCCAUUGAAGUGUGUCAGUUGUUGUGGUAGGGAGUGAGGUGCUGGUGACUCUUCUAGUUAAUACCUUCCCUUACUUCUCUCUCUACAACUGAUGUAUGAAAAGAGAGGAAUUGUUUAUAGUGUAUAGAUAUAAACAUGUCUGCCUUAUUUGCCUGUUCUCGUUGCUUCAGUAGGCACCCUUUUGAGGAGCUCUCCCAGGGCCAGCAACUGUGUAAGGAGUGUAGAGGAUCGUUUCCCAUCGUAAAGUGUACCUAUUGUCGGAGUGAAUUCCAGCAAGAAAGUAAAAGCAGCACUGUUACAAUCUGCAAGAAAUGUGAGUCUAUGGUGAAGCAGUAUGGUAAACCCUCGGCCUGUGAGUACUGUAACGUUAUAGCUGCCUUCAUCGGUAACAAGUGCCAGCGGUGUACCAACUCUGAACGGAAGUAUGGCCCCCCGCUAUCCUGUGACCAGUGUAAACAAAAGUGUGCAUUUGACAGGAAGGAUAUAGACAAGAAGAAGGUAGAUGGUAAAUUAUUAUGUUGGCUGUGUACACUUUCAUACAAGCGAGCAUUGGCAAAAACAAAAGUCACCGACCCGGGUAGACAUUCGCACAUAAAACUUGGGUCGCGCUCAGGUCACCACAAGGAUAAGGAAAGCAGACACAAGCUAAGUGGGCACAACAAGCGACCCAACCGCCCCGAUGUCACCAAAAUGCCGCAGGAGGAACCCCCAGCCAAGCUGGGAAUAUAUGAUACAGACAAAGACACACAGAGUAUGGAUAUUCAUGACAAUUUUAAGACUGUGGCGAUGUCAGGAGGUACAAGCAAAAAGCGUAAUCCUACACAGGUGUCCAGGAACUCAGGGCCGACACGUGACAGUGAUCCAGGAACGGCCGACCAGCUCGUUCUUAUCACGCAGCUACGAGAACAGAUAGCUCGCCUGGAGAAGCAGCUUUCAGGAAAAGAUGCUCAGCUUUUAGCCAAGGAGAAACAGAUGACUGAAUUAAAAGCAUGUCAGUUCACAAUCGAACAGGAACUCCGUCAAAAAAUGAAGAACGUUAGUCGUGACUUUGACCUUAAAACUGAUAUUCUGCAGAAGAAAAUUCGAGAACAGAAUCGCGAGAUCGCUCUAUUAAACAAAGGGAAAAAGAGAGGAGAUAAAAACGCCGUCUUGUCUGCAACAGACGGAGGCUCAUCGGGCACAGACAGUCCCUCUGUUGGGUAGUACUGUAACUACUGUAGUGAUGAUAACAUGUGUGAUGGUGGUGGCACUUCCAUGAUGGUUUCCUCAGGUGGUAAAAGAUCAGUACAGAGGUGUGUGCGCGUGCGUGCGUUCCAAUACAGUAUUGAAGACACCUUGUACAUUUUAAUUAUUAUGUAAUGGACAUAAACAAAAUAAUACUCUUAAUAACUCAUUCCAUUAUUAAGUUAAUUUUAUGUAAUAUGGUGUGUGUGUGUGUGUGUAAAUUGUUUGUAUUUUAUCAGUUCAGUUUCAGCUGAAUUCAGUAUUUUUUCAUUUAGUUUUUGGUCAAUUUUUCUUCAUCAGUUUAAGUAUAACAUAAUUUUGUUUAUUAAAAUAAUCAGUUAUGACCAAAGCAUAUUAGAAGAACAUUGGAGGUGUUGGAAGUGCCCGAAGUGUUGUGUAGUGUCGUGCUGUGCUGUAGUUGGUGGUCAUGACACCACACUUAGUAAUGUUUUCCUGUACAGCUAAUGAGGUCUUCUGGGAAUAUAUAUUUUUAAGAAUUAUUUUUAGAAACAAAUACAGUACUAUUAUGUAUAAUGGGAAACCUCUCCCAAAGAUUGUAAAAUUACAAUUUGAUUGGCAAGAUUAGUGUUGGUAUAGCCGCUGUGUACAUUAGAUAUGUAAGUUAAGGUUCAGAGUGUAUUAAAACACAAUUCAAUUCUGAGGUAGAUAUUUUUAUUAUUUAAAUACUACAGUAAAUGAUAAAAACACUGUUGGUAAGAUUGUAUAUAGUGUACUUGAUUUAUACACUGUACAACUCUGUAGUCAGGAGAAAACUUCCUGGUACAGCACUGUAACUCUUAAUAUUGUUUUUGAGAGAAUAUAAAACUAAAUGGAGAUCACUCUAGUGGUCGUAUUACUUUGUUUAAAUUGAUAUUCUGUACACCGCUCUUGUCAACACUAACAGUGGAAUACAGUAAUUAUACGAUAAUUUUGUCUUAUUUUGUAACUGAUGCAAGGUUCAGCUGCUUACACUUAUACCUAAUACAGUUGGUGAUGCAUUUUGUGUGGUGUGGCAACUCUGUGUUUGUUUACAUUGUCUUAAAACUCCUGGAAUGGCCCUAAGGAAUGUCACAAUAGUAGCCAGACUAAGGAUGAUACAUAAGCAUUGCACAGAGUUGCCACAUCUCACAGAACACUUCACCACUGUACCAGGUGUAAGUGCAGGCGACUGUACAUAUACAAACCAUUAUCUGUGUAAUGUGGUACAAUUUUCUGUGUUAGUAUUAGUUUGCCAAGAGUAUUACUUUGUACAGUAAUGCAGUACAGUAUUGUGUACAUACUACACUGAAAUUAAUAACCAUUGUGUAGGUAGACCCUGCUGCUGCCUCUCUUGUGGGGUUGGUGAGGAGAGUAAAAGUAAAGGAGGAAAUACUUGCUAAAUAUUUUUAAAAGCAAAUUUAGUCUUGUUAGAUAUCUGCUUGCUAUGUUUUUGUUUUUUAUUGAAAUGGAGGAUAAUUAUGAAGGGAGAGAGACAGAGCACAUAGUCUGUCUUGAGUUGUUAAACCCUUUUAUUUUAUUUUAUGUUAUUUGUAUUUCUUACUCCUGACUUCACACUUCAAAUUAGUACAUACAGGCAGUCCCCCAAGUUACAAAUGCCCGACUUAUGAGCUGGGUCCCAAUACAUUCAUCACUAAAAUCUGUAACUUAAAUCCCAUGUUUUACAAUACUUUUAUUGUUUAACAUCACUUUAUUAUAUUCAUUUGUUAUGUAUGGGAUAUUAUUGUUUUUUUUUAUGGUCAGGGUUGUACUUUAACCUAAUAUAACCUAAACUAUGGAAUUAUCACUGUUAUGGCUUGCAAACAGAUCAAUUUACGAACUGGGUCAGGAACGGGGAUGUCCUGUAAUUAGUUUUAUUACAAUUUGGAAGGAAAAAUUACACUUCAACAGUGAAAUGGGGGAUUGAUAGCCUGACAUAUAUUACUGAAGUACUGUACAGUAAUUAUGAUAAAUAUCUGUCCAGAAAAUGAUCUUUUGGGUAGGCAGGAACUUUAUUCAGAAGAUUUAUGUAAAGUUUCUUACAAUAUGAUGUUUUAUGAGUUUCCAAAAAAAUAAGGAAUUGGCAGAGGGGUCGAGUCAAGGCCAUUGUUUGUUUCUGUCAUAGUGUGUACCUAGCAGAGCCUGACCCGACCUUAACCUGACCUAACCUGGGCAGGUUUAUUGAGGUUCAGAAGACGACCUGAUGACUUUACUGACACGAGACUGUUGUUUACAAGAUUGUACUCUAUAGCAUGACACUUUAGGGUUGAUCAGUUGCUUCCCCUUUCAUUUCAACAUUGCACAUUACUAUGACUGAUAAAUUGAAUAAUUAGAAAAGGUAAUAAUUAACAUAAAAUAUAGUUGAUAAUGUACUGUUGGUUUAUAUAUAUAUAUAUAUAUAUAUAUAUAUAUAUAUAUAUAUAUAUAUAUAUAUAUAUAUAUAUAUAUAUAUAUAUAUAUAUAUAUAUAUAUAUAUAUAUAUAUAUAUAUAUAUAUAUACACAGUACUGUAUAUUCUAUAAUUAUUAUUAUUUUAUUUUUUUAAGGUAAUUUGUAUAGUGAUGUUUUUCCUUUAACAAACUGCAUAAUAUGUAAUGUAUAAUGAAUGGAGGCUUGUGUAUUCCAAAGAUGUGUACUGUAUAAUAUUUAACAUGUCUUUUCUAUGUAAAACAAGCUCGUGGUAAACAUAAUAUUGGAUAUAUUAGAAACUGUAUUUUAUUUAUUUUUUAGUGAGGAAAAAAGAAAUGUUCAAAUUAUUCAUAUGAUUUGUUUUCAUCGCUAUGUUGAUCUGAAACUUUUUCUGUGGUGGGCAAUCUUUUUGUCUGAUUAAUUUUUAAGCCUUGCAGUAUCUGAUUUACUUUCCAACACUGGGUCAUGUGGGGGGGGUGGGGUGAUGAAGCAGUUGGCUAAGUGUGUAUUUGUCACUUGCCUGCCAGUCUGUCUGUGUGUGUUGUCGCAACACAUUUAUUAUCAAUUUGCUUGCUAGCCCAUGUCAUAACCUGGUUUAUGGUCAAAUCACUAGCUAAAAUGUGGUCAAAAAUAUAUUUAUACUUACCAUGUCACUAGCCAUCCUGUGUUUACCUUCCUUGCUGAUAACCUCACCAUCUUGUGUUUUAUCAGCUCAUGAUGCCUUUUUCAUUCUGAAAUUUUCCCCUAAAGUGGUUUAAAAUACAGUAUAUAAAACAGAAGCUGUUUUUUUAUAUUUCAUUCAAUCUCCUGUGUUAUGACUGGUUAAUUUUAGAUUUUCAUUGAGUGGCAGAACAAUUGAGGAUCACAGAACAGAAGUAUGAAAAACAAGCACUGGUAUGCCCAGAAAACAAUGUUAUAUUAUGCCUUUCACUAUUUAUCAUUUGAAUCUGCAUUAACAAUGCUACAACAAUCUACCACUUGAAUCACUUCAAUAUCUUCACUGGUUCCAAAGUUAUAGUAAUUUGAAUUUUCGCAAACUCUAACUGUUUUUCUGUUUCUCAUUUACGACGUUUGUCCUACUUCAGUUCUGUGCUCCUCAUGUAGAUUUGACCAAGAAUGUAAGAAAACUCAGGAUUUACAUGUAUAGAAAUAUGAUAAAUCUUGGCAAACACUCAUACACAAAAUAUGUCUUCUUUAUAGAAGCUGUAGGUGAUAUUACAUUAUAAUUUAUGUUCUGAUAAUCUUCCAGCAUUUGUGGAUAAUCAAAUGUAUGUCUGAGUACAGUAAAACUUCUUUAUAACAGACUACAGUAUAUGGAGAGGAAAAUCCUUUGUAUCGAGGGUCAGUUAGACGUGAAACCUCCACCGAAUGAACUGUAUAAAGAUGAAAGGCCAUUAUAUCGAGGAUCCAUUCGAUGCGAAAUACCCCAUCUAAUGCAUUAUAUGGAGGUUUCACUGUAUUCCAAAGUUCUCUGUACAGUGCACUCUGGAUCUUUCACAUACAAGCAGUUUUUUUAUAUUUGGUGAAAUGUUUUCUUCUAUUUAUAUAUCUGUAGUACAGUAUAGUCAACUACCCAAGUCUGUUGGCCUCUCCCCCUGAACCAUGAACCCUUGAGAGAUUCAGACUCAUGAACCCGAAGCAGUAGACUGAUACAUUAUUCUGUCUAUAAAUGCUUCGGGUUCAUGAGUCUGAAACUCGGGGUUCGUGGGUCAGGGGGAGAGGCGACUGGAGGACUUCAGUAGUUGACUAUACAUACUAUAUACUGUACUGGUUUAUGUACUGGAAGACUUCUAAUGAGCUUUUAAAGUGAUGCAUUAAUUGUGAAGGUGAUAGUGAAGAUUUUUUCCAAUAGCUUUUUGCUGGCUUAACUCAGAGCAACUACUAAUUUGGGUAUCCUGGGGGUCCUUACAUGUAGGCUGUCCCCCCCCCCCCCUACUGUCAUUCAGAAUUUCCUAGUCUUGAUCCCCAAUCAACUAGUACCCUUCCUAUAUAGAGAAGAAAGUCCAUUGCGAGCAUUGUUUAUAAUGGACAGAUGGUAGUGUUGUAGUGAAGGAAACACGACUAAGAGAGUACUGUACUGUCUACAGAAUGGUGUAUUGUAAUAAAGUGGAUUAUUGCUCUGAUUUGGAAGUGAUUUUACUGUAGUGGCAUGUUGGUAUCUCUUAUCAGGAGUUAGUGAUUUUAUUCCUCUUUGAUAUUAGGAAGAGAAAUAUCCUUUUAAGUUCCAAACUUUUUCCUUUUUUGUGAUAAGAAUAUUGGAUUCCUGUUUUGUCUCACUAAGUCAUGAGAUGAUGAGUCGAUGUGAUGUGUGACUGGUGGGUUUUAGUUUUGUUUUAGUUAACAGAUAUUUUCCCAUUCCUUCCCCUUUUAAGUACUGACUAUACUGUACAGUCAAAUACUAAAGUCCUGUUGGUCGUCUCUCCCCUUGAGCCACGAACCCCCGAGAGAUUCAGACCUAUGAAUCGAAAGCAUGUAUGGAUAGAAUAAUGUAUCAGUCUACUGCUGCUUCAGGUUCAAGAAUCUGAAUCUCUCGGGGGUUCGUAGUUCAGGGGGAGGCGACCAACAGGACUUUAGUAUUUGACUGUACCUGCAGCUAUGGAGUUUCAUUCUUUUAAAGCUGAAAAUUUUACUGAAAUGUUGACUGUUCCAGCAGGUGUGUUGUAGUGCAGUGCUUAUAUAGUGGCAUACUGACAGAUAUUGUUAUUGACUCAGUUACUUGAUUGAGUUAUUUGUUCCUUGUCUAGUACCUGUACUGUAUUGUUGGCAAAUGUAUGAUGUUUGGGUCAGGGUGGUUAGGACCUAACCUAACCUCACCUCACCAUUGUUGGCAGUGGGUGAUGAUCAUACAACUACUCGGAAUUGAAAGUUGAAUACUGUAGAUGACAAUUAUUUACCCUCAUUCUGUGUUUGGUUCCCUGCUGAGUGUACCUUAAGGUGUUUCCAUAGCAGUAUUUUUGGGGAGUACAAUGAAUCCUCUAUUUAACGGACUAAACAGAGAGGAUAAACCAUAUACAGUAUUGAGGGACCAUUAGAUGUGAAGCCUCUAUUAACGGAUUAUAUGGAGAGAGAAGUCUGUUGCAUGGAGGUUUCACUGUAAUGUAUAAAUCAGCGAUGAAUGAAUGACUGAAGGAAGUUUUAACACAGGUUUAUAUAUUGAUCUUGGAUGUUUUCCUUUUUCGCUUUUUAAUGUGUUACUGAAUAUUGUUAGGUUGUGUGUGUGUGAUUUGUGUCUGAAGCAGUUUUUAAUUGCCCCUCUUACUGCACAUGUCUGUUAUUUUUUGGUGGGAUUCUGGAUUCUAUGGAUUGGUAAGGACUAGUUGUGUUGUCAGUGGCUGUAAGUAGACUGUCCCUUACUCCACCUCUCCCUCCAUAUUAGGCUGGUUGUACAGAGAGGUAAUGAGAAGGAGGAUGAGGAUAGGAUUAUCCUCCUAGACUGUAAGAGUAAACCCUGGGUGAUGGAGUGCCCUGUCUGAGGAUCUCAAACUGCCCUAAUAAGUGGCCCUGCAUUAAGAGACUGCCUUAACUUGGUGUAUUUGUUAGAAAGAGGAAUUUCAGGAUCAAUGAGGAUUUUCUUCAUUCCUAAAAGAACAAGUUUGAAAUUAACUUUUCUUUGUGAAAACUGUUCCACAAAACAUGACAAUAUCCAAUGAUUGAUAUACAGUAUGUAUUUGUUUUCAAAGGAAUUCUAUUGAAAUCCAAGUGGAGUUGAAAUUAUUUAUAUAGAAAUAAGUAACCAUAAAUUAAUAGAGAAAUUAUUACAGAUAUUUGAAUGGAUACCACAAAAAGUGCACACAUACACACAAAAAUUUAGAUUUAGGCACAAAAUAGGUAAACAUUUGUUUGAAAAUAGAGUAGUAGAUGAGUGGAACAAGUUACCAAACAUCAUCAUGAACUUGAAUACACUGGAUAGCUUCAAACAUUGGUUGGAUGGAUAUAUGAGCGAUAGGGGUUGGUUGUAAAUGGGACUGCCCAGUAUGGGCCAUUAGGCCUACUGUAGUUUCCUCCAUUCUUAUGUUCUUAUGUUUUAAAAUGUUAAAUUUACACGACUGGGGUUUAACUUCUAUGAUAAAUUUAGUGAUAGAGAGUCCUGUACUGUUGUGGAAAAUGGCUCAGUACAGAUAUUAGAAGACAGACAAUCCUUGACUCCUCCAGGACACCACAGAGUAGCAUAAAUGGGACCAUCAGGUUAGGUUUGGUGUGUAACUAAGAGAUGUAUCUUAAGUGUGAGAAUAAGUAGCUACUGUGAGGAAAGUGUAAGAUUUAAUACUUUAUUUUUUAACCAUUGAGCGAAGAGUUAAACCUGCCUUAGUAGAGUUCCAUGUCUAGUGUUUGGCUGGCUGGCUGUAGGAAUUAUGAAAAUUCAUUAUUGUGCACUUUUACUAUUGUUAAUUAUGCUUCAAAGACAAAAAAAAAAUACAAUUCUGAACAGUGUAUACAGUAUAAAU
Homarus americanus (American lobster) is the source of this 8068-nucleotide messenger RNA. RefSeq names its product protein FAM76A-like. The record is from RefSeq and is a predicted model, not a curated record. The coding region runs from base 151 to 1218 and encodes 355 amino acids. NCBI's taxonomy places the organism in Eukaryota, Metazoa, Arthropoda, Malacostraca, Decapoda, Nephropidae. The transcript has 9 exons.